Molecule: messenger RNA, 294 nt
Organism: Sclerotinia sclerotiorum 1980 UF-70
Lineage: Eukaryota; Fungi; Ascomycota; Leotiomycetes; Helotiales; Sclerotiniaceae
Exons: 2
Coding region: 1-294 (97 amino acids)
Source: RefSeq, a predicted model, not a curated record
AUGGACUCCUCAUCUCUACAGCAGCAAACACCGGAUCUCUCCAAGUUGUCGGAUAGGGAUAAGCAGGAAUUGCAACAGUUUAUUAUGAAUGAGUCGCAGAAGGCUAGGAUUCAACAGUCCGUUCACUCCCUCACAGAUGUCUGCUGGAAAAAAUGCGUCACGGGUAGUAUUCGCAGCGGAAAACUGGAUAAGAGUGAGGAGACCUGCACCAUGAAUUGUGUAGACAGGUUUUUGGAUAGUAGUAUGGCGGUUAUUACGCAUUUGAAUACUAUGAGGGCGAAUGGGGGCGCCUGA